AAAAUAUUGUUAGCUCAAUCUCCUCCACUUAACCACCUCCGCCUCCCAACCCCCAUCUCCGCCUCCCCUCCGCCGCGCUAUCCCAUGCAUCUCCACACCCCACCAUGCAACCUCCUCCUCCCUCUCCUCCUCCUCCUCCUCACCCCUCUCCCUCCAUCAAAAUCCCAAUCCCAAACCUUCAAAUUCCUCUCCGAUCCCCGCUCCUUCAUCCUCCUCCACGACUUCGGCUUCGCCUCCCCCGGCUUCAUCUCCGUCUCCGUCUCCUCCGCCUCCGUCUCCAACCCCUCCCGCCUCUCCUCCACCGGCUGCUUCUACGCCCCCUCCCCCGCCCGCCCCGCCCUCGAGCAGGCCCUCCUCCGCCGCGCCUGCAUCGCCUCCCACCCCUUGGUCUUCCCCAUCUUCACCUUCGACGACAAAUCCAAGCAUUUCAACAAAUCCCUGCUCGUCACCAUCCCUGAUUUAUACUUCAUCUUCUUGCUCAACUGCGGCAACACCUCUUCAAUCUCAAUAACCCUAAAUCUCGAAACCUACAACGUGAAACCCAACGGCGAUAGAGACUACAUAGAUGAGCAGUUUUCCAGCCUCCCCACAACCCUAUUCAUAUUCUCAUUCCUUUAUCUCACAUCCCUCCUUGCAUGGUCUUACUACUGCAACAAAAACAAACAAUUCGUGAGAAAAAUCCAUGAGCUCAUGGCCCUCUUGCUCUUCUUGAGACUAUUCGAGCUCCUCUUCCACGCCGGCAGCCUGCAUCGCAUGAGGCAGGCUGGAUCUCCCCAUGCAUGGAAGUUUUUCUGGCUGAUGAUUUAUUUUGUGAGGAAUUUAUUAUUCAUAUGUGUGAUCAUGCUGAUUAGGGCUGGAUGGUCUUUGUUUAGACCUAAUUUGCAGAUCCUGCAAAUUAGGGCUAUCUUGAUAACCCUUGCACUUCAAUUUGUGACUAGCUCUUGCUUUGUGGUGAUCAAUGGAGUGGGGCCCUCGGGGGCCGGAUACCGGGUGUGGACGGUGAUGUACUACGCCGUGGACUUCGUGUGCUGCGUGAUCAUGACGCUGCCGGUGAGCCCCUCCAUAGAUAAGGUGGUGGUGAGUGCCAAGAUCAAUGAGAAGGAGGAGAAGAAGUGGGUGUACAAGAGGGCCUAUGAGAGCUUUGCCCUAGCUCUUUAUAUCUAUGUGGGGUUUACGAGGUUAGGGAUGUUCUUGAUUAGGACUAUCACGAGCUACAAUGUGUGGGGUUUGAGCAUUGCCUUGGAGCUGACGAUCGAGCUCAUAUUUUAUGGUGUUGUGUAUUCCAUGUUUUGGCCUAGUGAGAGGUAUGAUUAUGUUGUUCUUGAGGAUAGAGAGGAGGAUCAUGCUAGUUGUGCUGCUGCUUUGUCUGAUUUGAGGUUGUUGGAGUUUUGAUAUAGUUGAUUAUGAUGUUUUCAGACAAAAUUUGAUGAUGAUGAAUUCUUUUUUGUUUGUACAUAUAUAUUGGAAGAUGUAAUUCCCUUAGUUUCUUGUUCAGAAACUAAUGUGAUUUAUGCAGAAGAAGGCAGAUUGUUGUUCUUGAUUAGGGUUGAUGAAAUUAGAGUUUUGAAGUUAAUUGAUGAAAAUGUUGAUGAUUCUUGUGGUUUUGGUCGUGUUGUGUGGUUGUUGCUUGCAGAUUCGAGCUCUGAAUGUGAAACUUGUGCGUUAAAGAUUCGAUCUUUAUGUUAUUGGGUUGAAUUUUUGUUUUUGUUUUUGUUUUGUAUCUUGUCCAAUUAGUUACUACUUAUGCAUAACAAGACGGCUUAUGGUGAAAAUAUUAAAUAAAAUGUUAAAAUGAUAUGAUAUUCCUCUCUGCUUAAGUUUUGAAUUGAGAAGAUGAUUUAACAGCUUCUUGCAUUUAGUUGGGUGUAUACAUGAGACAGAAUGAAAGACAAACCACUCUCUCUCUCUCUCUCUCACAUCAUAUUUUUAUAUGCAACAUUAUUAAAUGUCAAGAACAUAUAUUUCUGCGAUUUUCCCCAUGGUAUAUAUAUAUCUUGAUCAGGUAAAUAUUCCCACCUUGAUUUAUCUUGAUUCAUUUUUGGGGUAUACAUUACUAUGUUUUGAAGCCAUAGAUUUUGAUUUUUGUAUAUAUAAUUCUUUGAAUUCAAGGAAGCCCAGUUGUUUUUGCCUUGUUUUUACACACGUUUCGACUGAGUUCUUGAGGUGGAGGUUUAAAGAAGCAACUUUUUUUGACCUAGUGCCCUAUUUUUAUGGGCACCCCAAAAAGAUUUAGAUUCAUUUGUCACUAAAAAAUUGCAACUUUUUGGUAAUAUAAGUCUCUGCAAAUGUCAAAGGGUUGCACAUGGAAGGUUGCUUGCUUUAAAAAUGGUGCUAGAAGCUAUUUAUGGAGUAAUUGAAAUCAGUUUAAUAUUGAAGAGCUUUGCUCAUUUUUGAAGGGAAUUAAUUUCAUAUGUAAGAAUAUAGUAUAUAGAUUUACUUGCUUCUCAUCAUUGAGAAGCAAGUGCAGCCAUCUUGGUAAUCACCUUUUUCUUUUUCUUUUUUUAUGUUUUUCUCCAAAUUAAUCUCUCUGCAUUUUGUGACUCUUCAUCUACCUGUUUUCUCUUACCGGGCAGCUCGUUGCAGCCGUUGGAAUCGCGAGCAUGGAUGCAGUGAAGGGCAAUAGCAAGGGAUACAUUGGGCACAGCACAAUGGCUAAGAAACCAAUUGAAAACAUCAAGUUUCUAAUCAGUGUUAGUGUUGGAAUCAUGUUUGGCUUCUUCAUGGGAGUGUUGAUUCCCAAACUCCCACAAAUCAAGAUAAGCACGACGUCUGUCGUUCUAGAAGGUUCCGCGAUCUUCGGGGGAAACAAUGUCUCUGCUGCUGCUGCCUCCACAGAAACCAGCAGAAACAUAUCAGUUGGAAACCAGCCUAUUUCAAAGAUUUGGGCGCCUUCUAAUCCAAGAGGCGCGGAGAGGUUGCCCCCGGGCAUCGUGGCAUCAGAGUCGGACCUCUAUCAGCGAAGAUUGUGGGGCCUACCUAGAGAGGACUUGCCCAUUAAACCAAAGUAUUUAGUGACUUUCACAGUUGGUUAUAAGCAGAGGUUUAACAUUGACAAGGCAGUUAAAAAGUUUUCAGAAAAUUUUACCAUCCUUCUGUUCCAUUAUGAUGGAAUAACCACUGAAUGGGACGAGUUCGAGUGGUCCAAGCGCGCCAUCCACAUCAGCGCUCGAAAACAGACAAAAUGGUGGUACGCGAAGAGGUUUCUGCAUCCGGACAUUGUUGCAUCCUACGACUACAUCUUCAUAUGGGACGAGGACCUCGGAGUCGAGCACUUUGAUGCAGAAGAAUACAUUAAGCUUGUGAGGAAACAUGGUCUGGAGAUUUCCCAACCGGGCCUCGAGCCAACCAAGAGCAUGCCGUGGAGGAUGACAAAGAAACGCGAUCACAGUGAGAUUCACAAGGACACGGAGGAGAAACCUGGUUUAUGCCCUGAUCCACAUCUGCCUCCCUGUGCAGGCUUUGUGGAGAUCAUGGCUCCUGUCUUCUCUAGAGAGGCUUGGCGCUGCGUGUGGCAUCUGGUUCAGAAUGACUUGGUCCAUGGAUGGGGUCUGGACUUUGCCCUCCAAAAAUGUGUUGAGCCUGCACACGAGAAAAUCGGAGUCGUUGAUGAGCAAUGGAUUGUUCAUCAAAUUGUUCCUUCAUUGGGAGGCCAGGGUGAAUCUACUAAUGGAAGGGCUCCAUGGCAAGAGGUGAGACUGAGGUGUACUAGAGAAUGGGCAAUGUUCAAAGCUCGGAUGGCUAUUGCAGAGAGAGAUUAUUACAACCAUUUGACAACAUGAUGUGUUAGUUACAUUAUUUUUGUGAUAUUGGAGUGUAAGUAAGUUGGCCUACUUCAAUGGGUAUAUGUAAUUUUUUUUUAUUUUAUCUAAUAAUUAAAAAGGGCACAAUUUGUUUUUCUUGGAUUAAA
Molecule: messenger RNA, 3907 nt
Organism: Salvia miltiorrhiza (redroot sage)
Lineage: Eukaryota; Viridiplantae; Streptophyta; Magnoliopsida; Lamiales; Lamiaceae
Exons: 14
Coding region: 2601-3779 (392 amino acids)
Source: RefSeq, a predicted model, not a curated record